Vicugna pacos (alpaca) is the source of this 4849-nucleotide messenger RNA. It is a transcript of the gene JMJD6, whose product is annotated as jumonji domain containing 6, arginine demethylase and lysine hydroxylase. The record is from RefSeq and is a predicted model, not a curated record. Gene Ontology annotation, cellular component: cytoplasm; nucleus. Gene Ontology annotation, molecular function: histone H4R3 demethylase activity; P-TEFb complex binding. NCBI's taxonomy places the organism in Eukaryota, Metazoa, Chordata, Mammalia, Artiodactyla, Camelidae. Gene Ontology annotation, biological process: phagocytosis.
UUCCCAACAUGGCGGAGACCCGGAUUGUGUGAGGGCGGACCCCGGAGGCGCGGAGGCCAAUAGCUUAUCGCGAGAGGCCAGGGGGCGGGGAAGACGGCAGCCGCAGGCCCAACCGGAGGCUCCGGAGGUGGUUGGGGAGUGAAUUUUCUGGAAGGCGGCUUUAGAGGUGCCGGGUCCGAGCGAAGGGCGUUUUGGUGCCGCCACCGCCCGGGCCGGGGAGGGGGCGCACUGGUGGCAGGAAGCGCGCUGCGCCGAGGUCGUCGCGGAACUAGCUGGUGACCCCCGCAGGAUGAACCACAAGAGCAAGAAGCGGAUCCGCGAGGCUAAGCGGAGUGCGCGGCCAGAGCUGAAGGACUCGCUGGACUGGACCCGGCACAACUACUACGAGAACUUCUCGCUGAACCCGGCGGCCGUGGCGGAUAACGUGGAAAGGGCAGACGCCUUACAGUUGUCGGUGGAGGAAUUUGUGGAGAGAUACGAAAGACCUUAUAAGCCCGUGGUUCUGCUCAAUGCCCAAGAAGGCUGGUCUGCGCAGGAGAAAUGGACUCUGGAGCGCCUCAAAAGGAAAUACCGGAACCAGAAAUUCAAGUGUGGCGAGGAUAAUGACGGCUACUCGGUGAAAAUGAAGAUGAAAUACUACAUCGAGUACAUGGAGAGCACGCGGGAUGACAGCCCCCUUUACAUCUUUGACAGCAGCUACGGUGAACACCCCAAAAGAAGGAAACUUUUGGAAGACUACAAGGUGCCCAAGUUUUUCACUGAUGACCUUUUCCAGUAUGCGGGCGAGAAGCGCAGGCCCCCUUACAGGUGGUUUGUGAUGGGGCCACCACGCUCUGGAACUGGAAUUCACAUCGACCCUCUGGGAACCAGCGCCUGGAAUGCCUUAGUUCAGGGCCACAAACGCUGGUGCUUGUUCCCUACCAGCACGCCCAGGGAGCUCAUCAAGGUGACCCGUGAAGAAGGAGGGAACCAGCAAGAUGAAGCUAUUACCUGGUUUAAUAUCAUUCAUCCCCGGACGCAGCUUCCAACCUGGCCACCCGAAUUCAAACCCCUGGAAAUCUUACAAAAACCAGGAGAGACUGUCUUUGUUCCAGGAGGCUGGUGGCACGUUGUCCUCAAUCUCGACACCACCAUUGCCAUCACCCAGAAUUUUGCCAGCAGCACCAACUUCCCUGUUGUGUGGCACAAGACGAUACAGCACGGGCCGCGGCAGUGCAAGCCACCCCCAGCCACCCCGUGCCACUGUGUCCCAACCCUGGCCCGGAGGGACCAGCUCUCGGGGAUCUUGAAGCAGGAGCAUCCUGAGUUGGCAGUCCUGGCCGACUCCGUUGACCUGCAGGAAUCCACGGGGAUCGCCUCCGACAGCUCCAGCGACUCCUCCAGCUCCUCCAGUUCCAGCUCGUCGGACUCGGACUCGGAGUGCGAGUCUGGCUCCGAGGGCGACGGGAUGACACACCGCAGGAAGAAGAGGCGCACGUGCAGCAUGGUGGGCAACGGGGACACCACCUCCCAGGACGACUGUGUCAGCAAAGAGCGCAGCUCCUCCAGGAUUAGGGACACUUGUGGCGGCCGCGCUCACCCCUGAGCAGAUAAAGAAACUCUCCCUGAGGCGGCUCCCGUGUGCACUGUUGGCGGCCACUCAACUCAGUUUUCCCGUCUUCUGCUCCUUCUCUGUCUUCUUUGAAUUUGGAUAAUCCUCUCUGGUCCGAGCUUCUGUCUUCAGUCGAAUGCUGUUUUCACUGCUUACUAAGAAUAGAUUGUCAAGAAGUUAAAAAUCUCAGCAAGCUCAGUGAAGCACCGAAGCCCUAGCGUGAUGUCGGGUAAGAAGGUUCUGUGCUUCUCCUUUAAAACCAAGCCGGUCGCCCACAAGGCUGGAGGGUUGUGGUUCUUUGAGUGUCUUGUUGCACCUGUUGCCUCACCGGUGUGGGGGAGGCUCCCGCCGUCCACGUAGCCAGCUGCGUGCGAGCAGAGACGCCGAGAGUGGGAAGUGGACCCUGCGUUCUGUGUGGAGCAAUCUCCGGUGAGAAGUCCGGUGAGCCGGCUGCCUUCCUGGGUGGCAUCAUCCGUCCAAAACCGUGAUCAGCGGAGGACCGCGGCCAGCACGGCCAGCACAGCCCACCACUGCCUCGGUCUUAGGAUUCCUUACCUGCUCCCCGCAGUCAGAGGCUGUCAGGGUCCGGGGUAAUUUUGUGUGGUUUGCUUUGGAGGAGGGAUGACAUGCUGGGGUGGUUCUGUUUAUGAACAGAGCAGGAAAGGUAUUCGGUGUGUUCUCAUGGAGCUUAAAUUAUAAACGGGGCCAAGUUCUGACAGGUUUGUCCCAGUCUGUCCCACCAUGUGGUCUGUAAGUGAGCAGCCCUCACCCUGUCAGAGAAUUCAUGAUUAGCGUCCCCAUUUCUCCAACCUGCAGGCAUGAGGGCGGGGUCAUGUUAUGUGCUGGGAGCAAGUGCAGAGAUGGCAUGUCUGGUCUUUGGGAUCCGUUUUGGCUUCUAAAUACCCCAGGGAAAGUAUGUAGGGAUUGACCAGCAGGCACCAUCUUUGGGCCUCUGGAUUCACCUGCUUGCCUUAAUCUGUCCCUACAUUUAAAUAAAAACAAGAGGGAGUGGUCAAAGACACACUGGGUUGGAACAUGGAGGGAGGGAGUGUGUGCAGAUGCCCUGGAAUUGUUUGAUGUUACCUCUCAAAAUCCUCCCUAAAAGUGGGUUUAAUCAGGAGAAUCCUGCCCUUCUCUUUGCCAAGUAUUCUGUUUUUGACAGACUGGUGAUCGCUUCCUGGCCCUGGGUUGGUAAGAGGGCUUUGCCCUAGAAGGCUGCUUCCCUAUUUUGUCUUCAUCCAGUUUUCUGCACUCCAAAAUGCCAGCCAGAAUGCAUUUCUGGAUUGGAGGAGAACUUGGGCUCCCUUCCUAGGGUCUCCCUAGCUGCCCACCCUCACCUCCGCGGGCUGCUCCCCUUUGCCCGCCAGCGGUGCCCUCUGGUCCCAGGGAGGGCCCCUUGUGGGCCUGAGUAAAUUCAAACCCUUAAGGAAUCAUCUCUUUGUAUUAAUACCUGAAUGAUGUUCCUCCUCCUCCUUUAAAAAAAGACUUUUCUUGACAUCUUCAAAAUGCUUUUUUCUUCUCCCUAGUAUUGGGGCUACCAGGCGAUCGCCUGUCUGUCAAGUUCAUAUCAACUGCUCCUCCAUAAAUGUAGUUUAAAGGCUAAAAACAAAACCAGACCCAAAGGCUGCUUGCCGCCAGGGGGCGUGGUGGGACCCGUUUGCAGUGACUGGUCUGGCAAAGUAGAGGUUGGAGUUGAGAGAUUAGCCACCCAGGUCUACUUCCCCACGUGCCAAAGAUGAGUCCUGUUUGCUAAACAAUACCCAGAAAUGAGGGGCCCGGCCCGUCUGACAGGCCCGCAGUCACCCCUCCCGAGGGUACCUGGGCGGCAUGGAUUGCGUUUGGCUCUCUCCACCCCAUGAGUGACCACAGGACAGUCUUUACUUGUGGCCAGGCCAGAGGUUCAGCAGCCCCCUUCUACGGUCACUGCAUGCCAGGCAAGCACACCACCGUGGAAGCAAAGCAGGGCCGAGGUAGGGAAACUGAGGAAGGAAUGGAGCGGUGGCUGGGCAGGAAGUAGGACAGGGGUCCAUCCAUCCUAAAGUUAACCCUCCUACCUUCCUGGCAUGAGCUACUCUGAGUGGUGUCAAGAACAAGGAGAAGGAUAUGACAUUCAACUAUCUUUAGAGAUUAUUCCCCAAGAGGACAGCUAAUCUUAAAGCCAACAAGCUGCGUCCUGGAGGAAGGGCUCUUGGUCCAGUAACUACCAAAGGGGAGGGCCAGGACAUCAGGAGGGUUCUGGGUCUUGGAGAACGAGGGAGGUACCAAAGGCUUUCCCACCAGCCUGAGACGGCCAGUGCCACACACAGGCGCCUCCUGGGGCUGCAGUACUGUGACUUUGAGGGGAAGGGCACCCAAAACAGAGACACUGUUCACAUUUUGCUCAUGCUUGCACUUGCCUACUUGUUAAUCAUUCAAGCGUUUGACAACUGUUUGAGUACCGGGCACUGUACUAGGUGCUCGAGAUGCAGCAGUGAUAAGCCCAGAUCGCUGACCUCAUGGAACUUAACGGAUGGUGAAUGUGGCGUCGUUCACAAGGGCCACUUGUCAGGGUAGGAACAUUGCAUGCGUGUCCAUUUCCAUGACCAGAAAAGCAAGUUCAGUCCUUGUUAAAUGCAGGUGUAUGAGCUCUUCAUAAAAGACCUCAUAAAAGCUAUAAUUAUGAUUAUAGCUGUAGUCUUAAACUCACUUGGUACAUGGCUCCUUUGUAAGUCAGCUAACAGUAUUUAAACUAAGGAUCAGCAAGAAAGUUGCUGGUGCAAGUGCUUUAGAAAUUUAUUAGCCUUGAUACGCUUUAGGACUUUAGGUAAGAGUAUAGGGUGGGACAGGGGUUCUGUAGUAAAUGUGAAAAGCACUGCUGCGAAGUAGGCGUAUAAGCCCGCAGCUGCAGGCUCCUUGAAUUCUACAUAGCAUUUCCACAAGUAAGCUGUUUGCCGCGUGUGCUGGGUACCAUUGAUGGUUCCACGUGGAGUCUGUUUUCUCCUCACACUCCCCCUCCCUGGCUUCUGUCAAGACGUUACACUGAUGUUACAUCAUAUGCAGCAAACUGAGGCAGCCCUGGCUGCGGUGGCUCUCAGCCUUGUCUCCUCGUGAGUUCAAAACUUUGAAACAUCUGGGGAGCAGGAAUCAAUGGGAGAAAGAAGGUGAAGCAGGGAACUGCUGUUCCUCACUGGAGAGCUUAUACAACUAUUUGGCUUUUUCAAACUAUAUACAUGUAUUAUUUUGUUAAAAAUAAAUUUUUAAAAUUCUUAAAAAAAAAAA